AUGUGCGUGCAAGCCUCGGCUACGCCGGGGACGGGCGCGUUACGGGCCGAGGUGGCUCCGGCAACACCGACAGGGCGGCCUGAGGCCUUGGCCUGGAGUGGGCCUGCGUGCGGGCCCCGUGCGGGCCCUUACCGGACUCGGUCCCGCUCCCGCUCCCCGCCGGGCCCCGUGUUGUGCAAGCAAAGUCAAGAUAUCGAGGCUACCGCGCAGAUCCAGCCACUGCCACAACCGUCUCUCCCACCGGCUGCGCCUAUCCCAGCUCCUCAGGGCACUCCUUCCGUGGAGGAACUUAUCCAGCAGAGUCAGUGGAACCUGCAGCAGCAGGAGCAGCAUCUCCUCGCCAUGAGACAGGAACAAGUCACAUCAGCAGUAGCCCUUGCAAUUGAGCAACAAAUGCAGAAAGUUUUGGAGGAAACCCAGUUAGAUAUGAACGAAUUUGACAACUUGUUGCAGCCGAUAAUUGACACUUGUACAAAAGAUGCAAUCUCAGCUGGCAAGAACUGGAUGUUUAGUAAUGCAAAAUCUCCUGCACACUGUGAGCUGAUGGCUGGGCACCUGCGAAAUCGUAUAACGGCCGAAGGAGCUCACUUUGAGCUUCGGUUACAUCUAAUCUACUUAAUCAAUGAUGUAUUGCAUCACUGCCAGCGGAAGCAAGCACGAGAUCUUCUGGCUGCUUUACAGAAGGUGGUUGUGCCUAUUUAUUGUACCAGUUUUCUAGCAGUGGAAGAGGAUAAGCAACAGAAAAUUGCCAGACUUCUUCAACUAUGGGAGAAAAAUGGAUACUUUGAUGAGUCAAUUAUUCAGCAGUUACAGAGCCCGGCUCUUGGACUUGGCCAGUACCAGGCAAAUUUGAUCACUGAAUAUGCAACGGUAGUACAGCCUGUACAAGUAGCCUUCCAACAGCAGAUACAGAACCUGAAAACUCAACAUGAAGAGUUCGUGAACAGUUUAACGCAGCAGCAGCAGCAACAAAUACAAAUACCACCACUAGAGAACGAGGUGAAAUCGACACCCCCACCUCAAGCCCCCACAGCAGCACCAGCCUCGGCUCCACCAUCUGCUCCAGUUACACAAGCAGAUGAUGGUAAAUCUCAGCUGCCUCUAGCUGGUUCUACAGAGUAUGACACAACAGGGUCUGGAGUGCAGGAUCCUGCCUCUGGUGGACCACGUGGCCCUGGAUCCCAUGAUCAGAUUCCUCCAAAUAAACCACCCUGGUUUGAUCAACCUCACCCUGUUGCACCAUGGGGUCAACAACAGGGACCACCUCAUUGUCCUCCGUGGAAUAACAACCAUGAAGGAAUGUGGAACGAACAGAGAGAUCAAGGCUGGAACAAUCAGCGAGAGACACCUUGGAACAACCAGCCCGAUCCUUCUUGGAACAACCAGUUUGAAGCACCGUGGAACAACCAGCAUGAACAACCUCCAUGGGGUGGGGGUCAAAGGGAACCUCCAUUUCGAAUGCAGCGGCCACCUCACUUCAGAGGCCCAUUUCCUCCACAUCAGCAACAUCCCCAAUUCAACCAGCCCCCGCAUCCGCAUAAUUUCAACCGCUUUCCACCUCGCUUCAUGCAGGAUGAUUUUCCACCUCGCCAUCCCUUUGAAAGGCCUCCUUAUCCUCAUCGUUUUGAUUACCCCCAGGGGGAUUUUCCUCAAGAAAUUGGACCUCCUCAUCAUCACCCUGGUCACAGAUUGCCUCAUCCUGGAAUCAGCGAGCAUCCUCCCUGGGGAGGGCCACAGCACCCUGAUUUCGGGCCUCCCCCGCAUGGAUUUAACGGGCAGCCUCCUCAUAUGCGGCGACAAGGCCCCCCUCACAUGAACCAUGAUGAUCCUAGUCUGGUGCCAAAUGUCCCCUACUUUGAUCUUCCUGCUGGACUGAUGGCUCCACUUGUAAAACUUGAAGAUCAUGAGUAUAAACCUUUAGAUCCUAAAGAUAUACGUCUUCCACCCCCAAUGCCCCCCAGUGAGAGACUACUGGCUGCGGUUGAGGCAUUUUAUAGUCCACCAUCUCAUGACAGGCCUAGAAACAGUGAAGGCUGGGAGCAGAAUGGACUGUACGAAUUCUUCAGAGCUAAAAUGAGAGCGAGGCGGAGGAAAGGUCAGGAGAAGAGAAACAGUGGGCCUUCUCGGUCUCGCAGUCGGUCUAAAAGCCGAGGUCGCUCAUCCUCCCGGUCCAAUUCGCGAUCUUCAAAAUCAUCUGGCUCCUAUUCGAGGUCACGAUCUCGCUCUUGCUCUCGAUCACGAUCCUAUUCACGCUCUCAGUCCAGAAGCCGGAGCAGGUCCCGCUCUUCUCAUAGCCGCUCGCGGUCACGAUCAAGAUCAAGAUCGAAAUCGUACUCGCCGGGAAGGCGGCGCCGGUCCCGGUCUCGCAGCCCCACUCCUCCUUCUUCUGCUGGUUUGGGCUCCAGUUCUGGGCCUCCUAUACCAGAAUCAAGACUCGGAGAAGAAAAUAAAGGCCAUCAAAUGCUAGUGAAAAUGGGAUGGAGUGGAUCUGGUGGAUUGGGAGCCAAGGAACAAGGAAUUCAGGAUCCAAUUAAAGGAGGGGAUAUCCGAGACAAAUGGGAUCAAUAUAAAGGAGUGGGAGUUGCAUUAGAUGACCCUUACGAAAACUACCGAAGAAAUAAAAGUUACUCGUUUAUCGCACGCAUGAAGGCCAGAGACGAAUUGAAGCGUGAAACGCAAGACCCUCCACCACCUGAAUAAGACUCUCUGAAGAAAGAUGUCUUGCAUCUUCUACAAAACAUUAAACUUGUAUAAAUCCGGAUUAAAGUCUGGAGGAAGUGACAAAUGAAUUACUUUUAAAACUAUGGUGAAAAAUGGAAAGCUAUGACAUGUACUUCAACACUUGUUGUUUAGUGUUUAAAAAAGGCCAGUCGUAACUAUGACAUGUCUAGCAAGUUUAAGAAUUUCCAUUUAUUUUGCAAAAUUUUUUUAAUUAGUUGCCCAUUUUAUACUAGAAUUAAACCCCAGUCAAGCCGUCCCUGGUGCAGGAUUGUGACUCAUUCAUUCCUGUGGAAUACAGACAUUAUCUGAUAUGGUUAUAUGUUCUCUAGUUCCAUAAUGUAUGUUUAUUUCUCUCAAAAGGUUAAUUCUAUUUGAAGUGGAGGGGUGCUGCCUUGGGAUCAAGUCAGACUGAUGCUGAGCAGUGUAUCCUAAUGUCUAAAAGGGGAAUGAAGCAUCUAGUUCCAGUACAGGUGACCUAUGAGCACUGUGCAAGCUUGUUAGAACCUACCAUACAACUUAACGCCCCUACACACCAGCUGCUGCAGUCACAACUCUGGUCAGAACACGAGGGUUAACCGUUCUAGCUUUUCAAGCGCUCUAAGGGAUGUUCAAUGCUUUGUAAUGGAAGACAUUCUUUAAGCUUUUUAUAUUUUUGUAUAUACCCUUUAAUAAAGCGAAUUAGUUGAAUAGAAGAGAAUCAAUUUUCUCUGCUCUGCAAGUUUCUGACAAUGAAACGUUCUUGGAAACUUCCUUUAACCUAAAUGAGAAAAAAAGCCUUUUGUAACUGUUUCCAGAGACCACCAGCUAAAGAUGUUAGGCCCUUACACUGCACUUCCACUCCAGAGGUCUGCGUGGUGGUAACCUCUUCCAGAGUCAUUUGUUUGUAUAGCAGAAACCCUCUUGAAACCAUUCAGUGAAUAUGGUGAAAUAUCAGUUUGUUCUAGAUCUACUGUAGUUGUGGAACUGUGACUGUCUGUGAAUCAGCAUACACCACCUGUAUGUUAUCAACUUGUGGAUUUUCUUGUUUUGCCUUCCAAUAAACACUUUUUUUUUUUAAUAAAAAGGUGGCUCAUAUUUCAGAGUCGGUGGAUUCCAGUACGUUGGCUAUAAGCCUUCCUUGUAUUGAAUUUAUCUUAACUUUGUGUGUGUUUGGUUUCAUAGUAAUGUGACAAGGCUAACUGUAUAUAAACACUGUUUAAAUAUGGCACUAAAGCCAGGAUAUGGUAUUUUUCUACUGUGAUCAUAUUCCUCAGGUGCUAUAGUACAGACUUUCACUUCUACCACAAUCACAGCUGUUAUCGCAGAUCACACAUUCUACACGAUAAACACACAUACUGGGAUGACUUACCACGCUCCCUUCAGAGAGACGCGUUUUCUUGGUUUCUUUUUUGCUGACCUAGGCUGGCUGAAGGUUCCUGCCUAUCCCUAUAUCGUGUACAUUAGUAAAAAAUUCAGAUAUAGGAAAAUAAACUAUGUAUGAUAAAAUACAUAGCAGUUAGUACAAAUCCUUCCAGUACAUAGUUUGUAGCUUUUUAUCUGUGCAAUUUGGAAGGGUUUCUUGUUCCAGCUUGAGAUCUGUAAAUGUAAAUUUUACAUAAAAUU
Messenger RNA from Aptenodytes forsteri (emperor penguin), 4323 nucleotides. It is a transcript of the gene CHERP, whose product is annotated as calcium homeostasis endoplasmic reticulum protein. The coding region runs from base 1 to 2700 and encodes 899 amino acids. Gene Ontology annotation, biological process: intracellular calcium ion homeostasis. The record is from RefSeq and is a predicted model, not a curated record. The transcript is spliced from 17 exons. NCBI's taxonomy places the organism in Eukaryota, Metazoa, Chordata, Aves, Sphenisciformes, Spheniscidae. Gene Ontology annotation, cellular component: perinuclear region of cytoplasm. Gene Ontology annotation, molecular function: nucleic acid binding.